Messenger RNA from Trypanosoma grayi, 303 nucleotides. RefSeq lists its product as hypothetical. The annotation marks the transcript as partial. Lineage: Eukaryota; Euglenozoa; Kinetoplastea; Trypanosomatida; Trypanosomatidae. The record is from RefSeq and is a predicted model, not a curated record. The transcript has a single exon.
AUGCAGCAGCUUUCGAUAUCUCUUUCAUUUCCUUCUCACCCCACCCCCUCACUCACUCUCUUUCUCUCUCUCCUUAUCUCACUCUUCACACUCCGCCCCCGAACGCAUACAUUUGAAUACGUGUGUGUAUGCCUGCCUGCGACGCCGCAGAAUACGUUAGCAAAGCAAGACACUAGUGCGGAACGCCCAGCGACACAUAGGAGCAGACACACCCCGGGUGCCAUGCGGCGGUUCGACAACCUCGAUGACCGCGUCGAUGCGCUGCUGCGCCGCAUCGCGAAGAGCGCCGAGCGUCGCGAUCAC